Messenger RNA from Aedes albopictus (Asian tiger mosquito), 2795 nucleotides. RefSeq names its product endoplasmic reticulum metallopeptidase 1. The record is from RefSeq and is a predicted model, not a curated record. Bases 88 to 2745 code for a protein of 885 amino acids. The transcript has 5 exons. Gene Ontology annotation, molecular function: metalloexopeptidase activity. Gene Ontology annotation, biological process: proteolysis. Lineage: Eukaryota; Metazoa; Arthropoda; Insecta; Diptera; Culicidae.
CAAGGAGGAGGCAAGGCACUCUCAAACAAUGGAGUGAUUCAUCUAAAUUUUUGGGCCGAGUACGCUAAUUAAUUUGCCAGGCAGUCGAUGAUAAGCGAGUUUACGAUAAGUCGGUUAGUCCGAAGUAAGUUGUUUAGAGGUGAACAUCUACUGAGAGGGAAGAUGAAAGUCUCCCGAAGUCACACGAUACCGCUGCUAUGGAGCAUCCUAUUUCCGGCCGUUGGGAUCGGGAUUUAUUUCCUGGUGUACUGGAAUUGGUCAACGCUACCGGAAGGUAUUCGAAUAGCAGACGAGCCGACUGAUAGUCCGGUAUUCGUAGCGGAACGUGCUCACGAAUACUUGCGAACGCUGACAAGCCAAGGACCACGAGUUGUGGGAAGCAACGCCAAUGAAGUGUUCGCCGUCGAUUUUCUGGUGAACACCGUCAAUAGUAUUAUUCAGGAAGCACACGCUUCCAAUUUAAUAACUGUGGACGUUCAGGAGGCAUCCGGGAGUUACUUCCUGGACUACAAAGACUAUCCGAUCACAAGUUACUACCGAGGAGUGCAGAAUGUCGUGAUCACAUUGCGGAAGCGAGAUGACAGACAAUUCAGUGGGCGAUACCUGCUACUCAACGCACAUUUUGAUAGUGCCGUCACUAGUCCCGGGGCAGGUGAUGACGGAACAAUGACCGUAGUCUUACUGGAAGUCCUACGUCAAAUGGCACAGCACAACUUGGGACUUCAACACGGAGUCAUUUUUCUCCUGAACGGAUGUGAAGAGAACACAAUGCAGGGAGCACAUGGCUUCGUAACCGGUCAUCCUUUGGCGGCAAAUGUCUCCGCAUUUAUAAACUUGGAUGUCGCCGCCAAUGGAGGCCGAGAGAUCAUGUUCCAAUCGGCACCUGAGUUUCCCUUUCUAAUGGAGAACUACGAGAAAUUCGUGAAGCGACCUUACGCGAACGCGCUUGCCGAAGAGGUAUUCCAACUAGGGUUGGUCCCAUCGUUCACCGACUACGAAACCUUGUCCAAUGUGGGCAAGUGGCCUGGAAUGGACAUUGCGUUGGCAUCGUACGGUUAUCUGUACCACACGGCUUACGAUGCCUUUGAAACGAUCUCUCAGGACACGCUACAGCACAUCGGUGAUAAUCUACUACCGCUAGUCAUGGGCCUAGCCAGAAGCCACGAAUUGUUCAACAUUGAACAGUUCCGAGGCAGUCCGGCGACGUUCUUCGACUUCAUGCACUUGUUCAAGAUAUACUACAACGAGAGCAUCACCUAUGUGAUCAAUCUGUUAGUGGCCGUUGUCGGGCUGGGACUUAUUGCUGGCACGAUCGUUAUGAUGAUUCGAAUGGAAGGCGCCAAGCUGACGAAGAUCCUGUUCGAGUCCGGCAUCACGUUGAUCAUUCAAACACUGUCCAUUGUGGUCGGAGCUGGAGUGUGUGUGGCGAUCGCAGCAGUAGCGGAUGCGGCUAAUCGGUCAAUGUCCUGGUUCUCGACAACUUGGCUACUGUUUGGACUGUAUUUCGUACCGUUCGUAGCUUGUCUGGUUCUGGGACCAUGGAUGUAUUUACGUUUCCGAAAAUUGGAAUACCUUCAUAACCAGGGACGCAUUCUACUGUUCCUCCAUGCGCAAUGUUUCAUCUAUAUUGCACUUUUAGUAACGUUGACGGUCGGGAAAGUUAGAUCGGCAUACCUCUUUCUUUUCCCUGUUAUCUUCCACUCCCUGACAACCAUUCUGAACAUGAUAGUUAAGUUCAAGCUACACAUCUGGGUCUACAUCCAGCUGAUCGGACAAAUUAUUCCAGUGUUCUACUUCUGUUCGCUGACUGUGACUGUUUUCGCCGUAUUCAUCCCCAUGACAGGUCGCGGGGAUGCCUCAACCAACCCGGACCUCAUGAUGGCUCUCUUCAGCGUUCUGUUGACCCUUCUACUAGUCGGGCUGUCUGUACCGCUGAUGGUUCUACUACGCAAGAUACGCUAUUUCUACAUUUUACUUGGAGCAAUCUUUCUGGUGACUGUUAUUCUGAUAAUCACUCCAAUUGGAUUUCCCUUCCGGGAAGGAACGUCCCCUCAAAGAUAUUACAUAUUCCACCAACAACGGAACUUCUACCAUCAAAACGGAUCAAUUCGACGUUCCCAUGACAACUACUUCCUGUACCCGCAAGAUCGUCACACCCCGCACUAUUUGUUCAACGAAGUUCCCGUCUGGCGCGAACGAGCUCAACCCAUAGAAGCCGAAUGCGACGAGGAACUGUACUGCGGUUUUCCUCUCUACAUCAACCGCUAUCAUCGGCAGCGUCAAAACAGCUACUGGAUGACUAGCCUUUCCCAGCCCAUCUUCCCCGAUCCGGUGAACCUAAGGCUACUCGAAAAACAAGACCUAUCCCCGACCGUCCGCCGCUUCCGAUUCUCCAUAGAAGGACCCACCCUAAUGGGAUUCUACGUAUCGCCCCUACCUGGCCAUAGCCUCAAGGCGUGGACCUUCAGCGAGCAAAUCCCACCAAGCGGCACUCCUUGGAACGGACAAUCCGUGCACUACGUCAACUACGUCCAGGCCAAGUCUCGCAGCGCACACGAGUUCUAUUUCGACAUCGAAGCACCCACGACACUAACCGAAGAACCAGUGGUACUUCUCUCCAUCCACGCCAACUACAUGUACCACGAACAGUACCGAACGGAAGAGUUCCAAGACCUACUCCGGCAAAUGCCAUCCUUUGCUCACACCGUUGCCUAUCCGAACUAUUUGGAAAAUAGGGAAUUCUAACACUGAAUAAAACUCAUUUUGUUUUUAACCUAAAACUGCGCCGUUUUAAU